Molecule: messenger RNA, 4767 nt
Organism: Maniola jurtina (meadow brown)
Lineage: Eukaryota; Metazoa; Arthropoda; Insecta; Lepidoptera; Nymphalidae
Exons: 13
Coding region: 232-2580 (782 amino acids)
Source: RefSeq, a predicted model, not a curated record
UCGAAUCUUAUCCAGUGUCAGGUUAGCACAACACUACAGACGUAAAACCGUUUUUAUUACAAAAAAAAAAAACUAUUUUUGUAUUUUACUGUAGCGUAACGAAUUUAAUUAUUAGCCAAUCCAAUGAAAAAUAUAAACAAUCGUUGACCGUUAACGUGCGAGAGUGGAUUAAAACCACGUUAAAUAGUAUUCAUUUAAACUUAUAACUUCCAGAAGUUUGACAAAAACAAAAUGAGUUUAGACGACGGAAACACAGACGAAUACAUCGUCACGGCCCUGCAGAUUUUUCAAUAUUGUGGAGCCGACGCCGGCAGUACUUUACGGGUUGAUGCUUUGAUGGACCAAUUCGCACCGUUUGUGAAAACAAACAAGGCAGAAUACAGCUGUCUCAGAUCUCUGCUGGACCCAGAGCAGAGUAAUCCAGAGAUAACCGUGUCCAUGCUGGCAACCAGCCUCAACAAGUACAGUGAGAGCCAGAAGAUCAAAAUUGACUUGGAUGAGAGUUUCAACCUGAAGUGUGGACAAGUACCACAUGACUCCGAUUCAGGGAUAUCAACUGAUGGUUUCCAGCUGCUAGAGGACUUGCAAUGCGAGUUGCGCGAAAAGACACAUCUGGCUCAACAGCUGCGAACUCAGCUGGACUAUUCCGACCGCCAUCAUGAGGAAGCGCUAGCCACAGUCAUCGCUGAGAGGAACUCUUUGCGAGCACAUCUCAGUAUGUUACGUGACGAGAACCAAACGUUGACGCACGUAAAACGCGAUUAUGAAGACGUGUGCGAAAGGCUCGGCUGCAGCGAAAAAGCUCUCGACGAGGCGCGGAGGGAACUGGAAUGUACUCGGCGACGGGCUAAAGUGCUGACUGAGCAAGUCACACUGUUGGAGAAUGAGAAAUUGAACCUUCAAGAGCUGCUCUCAAAGUCCAAGGAUGAAUGUCACCGCAUCAACGAAAUGUACGCUAGCCGACAGUCCUCCUUGCUGGAGAAGAACGAGACGCUACGUACAGAGCACGCGGACCUCUCCGCCCGGAUGAGGGACCAAGAGGAGUUCAUGCAGCAGAUCAUCAAGGAGAAGGUGAUUCUGGAGAUGGAGCUAAAGGACUUGCUGAACAAGUCCAACCACCCCGCCCAUCACAUGGAGCGUUCUAUCGACGUGAGCUACACUGAAGACCAGAUGCUCACUGCACUGGACAGCCUCAACGCUGACAGCAGGUUCCCACAAGAGAGCCGCCUGCUUGAUGAGGAAUCCUUCCUAAACGCCCUCAAGGAGGACCAAGGCCGACCCACGAACAUGUCCCUCUUCGACGAAAUACGUCUCAGUUUCUGUAACACGUCCAGACUUAACAUAACAGACUUGAACAUUACACCAGCGGUAGAAAAACCUGUUCUCGACGAAUUCGUUACAGCGUCCACUCAAACUGACGAAAAACUUUAUUACGUUAAUGAAAACGAGAUAUUCAAACCCUGCAGUUGUAAUACUGAUUCGUUUUCCUUAAGCGUUGCAACGCAAACCAAUGAAGAUGAUAUUGAAGGUCAAAACAAUUCGAUAUUGGAUACACAAAUUGAUCAGAACAAUAUUAAUGAGAACAAUGCCAUACAUAAUGCAGUGAGAAAUACAAAAAAUGAUGUAAACAAGAUUAAUAAUAAAGAUAAUUUAACAGAUAAAAUUACAGGCAAAGAAAGUAUUGUAAACGACACGAAAAUUAAUAAAAGCCGUAAAAACGAUAAUAUAACAUUAGAUUCACGAGAAAGAGAGAGAAGAUAUAAUCAAUUUAUUAAAAAUCGUAAACAAAUAAGAUCGCAAUCAGCUCCGAACGUUGGUGGAAUUAAGAGAGGACCUUAUUGUUUGAGAUUUAAACCAGAAUCGAAAGAUCAAACAACUAUGACUUGCACAGAUGUAUAUGAAGUUUUCAAAGACACAGAAGUAAUGAAUUUUGGUACACAGACCGAUGCAUUCGAAAUCAAACCCAAUGGUAAUAACAAUAGCGUUCAAGUAUGCUUUGAUUGUACCAAAUGUACUGAAUGCGAUAGAUUGAAGAAAUAUGUAACCAAACUGGAAAACGAAUUAAACUUUUCCAAUUCGACUAUAAAUGAAAUGCAAGAAAAGUUACAUCAAUAUGAGGAAAAUUUGAAUCAUUUAUCGAGAUGCAUAGAUGAAGGGAAUGAAAGGAAUAAUUUCUUACAAGUUGUUGCAGACAGUUUGAAAGCUAAACUUGUUUUAUUGGAGGGUACAUGCGCUAGUCAAGGAAAUAAAAUCGAUCGGCUAUUUUGUGAUACUUGCUGCGCUGAAAUUCAAACUGAAAGUGAACAAUCGACAGUAUCGACGCAGGUGGAGACCCCUUGCGCCGACUGUCUCAAACGGAACGCCCCGCACCGCAGCAUCAGGAGAUACCUGUGGGAGCCGCUAAAGAGUCUCUUCCAGCUGUUCGCAGUGCUGUGCUUCCUGUUCGCGCUGUACCUUCUGUAUGGUGUCACGCGGCGCUGGCGCGCGUGUCGCGAGCCGCUGCCGUGGCGCUGGCUGCAACCCUCAGACCUCGUUGACCUGUUCCUCACCAUCGAAUAUGUCUCUGACGUGCCCAUGUGACUGUAGUAAACUUUACCAUCAGUGCCAGUGAACUUUACCAUCAGUGCCAGUGAACUUUACCAUCAGUGCCAGUGAACUUUACCAUCAGUGCCAGUAAACUUUACCACCAGUGCCAGUGAAAUUAGUGAAAUAGAGAAAUGUGUUGUUGGGGUACAAUUGGUAAUCAAAUGAGUCAGCUAUGUUUAGUAAUGAUUUAUUUUCACACAGUUCAUCAUCAUCAUCAUCAUAGGUGUCCACAGCUGGACAUAAGUCUUCUGUAGGGACUUCCACACGUUGUGUUAUUCAUUUGAUAUAGUCUAUCCACCUAGUAGGGGGGUCUUCCAGACCGCCAUUCUAGCACCUUGGGGCAUCCAGAUUUUUUAAUACUUCAUGAUAUUUUGUAAAAUUAACAAAAGAAGUUGCGCUCGCUACAUUCGCGCUGGUUAUCAUUUAACGUUUGCUUUGACGUGGGUUAAAAUAUAAAAUCUAUGCUACCCUAAUUUUUUUUCAAUUAUAAUUGUUUUGUCAUUGGCAACUAAAAUUUUAAUUAUUUUUUAAAUUGUAAAUACCUUUAUAUUUUUUCACUUUCUAUUAAUUAAUACCUAACCUUUAAAAAACAAUUUUUAAUUACUGUAAUAUUCAUUGUUAUUAUUUGUGUUUGCUUUAUUGCUAUUUCACUUCCACAUUUUUCAGUCUCUUAUCUGUGCAUAUUAUUUUUAAUUGAUUGAUUAAAGAAAAUUCUUGAUUUAAAACUAUUAAUACAUAUUCAUCGUUAAUAACUUAAAAGUGUCUGAUUUAUUUUUCUUAUUCUAAUUUCCUACAAAUGUAGACAUGUCUUCCAUGAUUUUACUUGACUGUAAUUAAUACAUUUUAUUAGUUUUAUAUAAAUUAGGAUUAACAUUAUCAUUUUGCAUAUUAACUGAGUAAAAGUCUAGUAAAGUCCUGUAUGCACCAGCCUUUAUGGCUAAUUUAAUCAUCUAUGGGUGAUAUCAGAUGGUUCACUCAGAGUGAAUAUUCACUCAGUAAUUGGUUUUGUGUUUCACCUUUGAUUCAUUCUCUGUUUCAUUUCAAAUGAAGGAUGCCGAAUGAAACAAAAAAUGAACUAACUACUCAUAUCAUGUGAUAUCACCUCCACUCUAGACAUCUGUAGCAAUUGUUUGCAUAAAAAUAGUGAAUUUUAAUUAGAUUGCUUGAAGUCACCAAUCAAUUUUCCUGGAAAUUAAAAGGAAACUAAUUUUUGUGUUUGUCUACUAUCUUUAAUGUAUAUUGUGAAGAUUUUUGGAAUCAACAAAAAUGCACGUUUGCCUUAAUUAGAAAUUCUGUGAUACUUCUGUGCCAGUGUUUUAGUUGUAAGAUUUUAUUGUUUUAAACUAAAAAUUUGUAUAAGAAAACGUGUUUGACCAAAAAAUAGUUUUAAAUUGUUAUCGACCUGAUAUCUACUAUUUUGAUGUGUUUUUAUCCUAGUUAAGAAAACGUAAUUAAGCAUAACAUCGCGCUGCCCAUGCAAAAUCCGCUAUGUAUUUUUUUUUGAUUUUCAUUUUUGAUAUCUUUUUUUUUUGGUUUUAAAAGGUGUGUGUACAUGUAGAAAUCUGUUCUUUAGCAUGUAUGCUAGUUCAAGAGAUAAUCUUUUAAUGUAUGUGAUUUUGGUCUAAAAGUAAAGUAUGUUUCCCCAAAAAUUUAAGUUUAAAAGAGUCUCCUGAAAACUUGUGAUUUUCCACAUAGCGGAAUUUCCAUGCGCAGCGACGAUAAGCAAAUCUACAUUUUUAUACUGGUCCUUAUUAGUACCUAAACAAUCUCUAAAUGAAAAACUGCUAUCCCUUUCAAGAUGUUUCCUUUGGAAAAGGAUAGCAUUAGAUUAGAUAUCAAAUUAUUAAUUUAGAGGUUAAAAACAAACAAAGCAAAUAAGUACCAAUGUCUUAUUAUAUAACCUGAUUUUAUUAAGGCCCGUUUUACACUCGCGCGUCAAUCGCGUUUAAUAGCUCGUUCACACAGGCUGCGUAAGCGUAGACGUAGCGCGUACCAUUGCGUUGAAUGUAUGGACCUGUAUGAAACAUGGCACACCGCUUGCGUAAAGCGUGGAUGUAUGCGUAACCCGGUGUGUUAGGGGUUUACGCGCGUCACUACGUAAUUGGUGUGAAUCGGCCUUAAACUGCGCGACAAAUAUGCCCGUCUGCAGUCGCAACUUUGGCAGAGACAAAGAGACAGACU